GUCGCUCUGCUCACUAUCUUCUUCCCCCGAAGCAAAAUACCGGGAGAUCCGAUGGGCAAAAAGGUCAAAUGGUCGUGGACCUCCGCCCUAAUCGGCGCGGCAUCCGCCGCCGCGGCCACGGCGGUGUUCCUGGCGAGGCCCAAGGACCCGACCUUCCACCUCGUCUCCAUCGGCCUCACCUCCUUCAAGCUCAACCCCCCUGUCCUCGACGCCGAGCUCCUCCUCACCGUCCACGUCACCAACCCCAACGUCGCCCCCGUCCACUACCCCUCCGCCACCGUGUCCAUCCUCUACGGCGGCUCCCCCCUCGGCACCGCCGACGUCGCCGCCGGCUCCCAGCCCCCGCGGUCCUGCCGGCUGCUCCGCCUCCCGGCGCGGCUCGACGGGCUCGAGCUGGCCCGCCGCCACGCGGGGAGGUUCUUCGCCGACGUGGCGCGGCGGGAGAUGGUGCUGGACGCGGAGGUGGACCUGGCGGGGGUCGCGAGGUUGCUGUGGUGGGACCACCGCUUCCGGGUGCACGUGGAGAGCCACGUGACGGUCGACCCGGUGUUCCUCGACGUGAUCGAGCAGGAGAACCGGUCGGAGCUGGAGGUGUUCCUCGCCUAGCUUCGUUUUUACGAAAACGCCCUCCCGUGGAUUUAGCGGCCCUGUAAUUUUUCAUUGUCCGAAGGUCCGGAUUGGGAAUUGUAUUAUAUUAAAUAUUAAUCGAAAAAUCGGAAGAUUUGAUGGUUU
This is a messenger RNA of Syzygium oleosum, 732 nucleotides long. RefSeq lists its product as uncharacterized. Gene Ontology annotation, cellular component: plasma membrane. The transcript has a single exon. Lineage: Eukaryota; Viridiplantae; Streptophyta; Magnoliopsida; Myrtales; Myrtaceae. Gene Ontology annotation, biological process: response to desiccation. Bases 52 to 606 code for a protein of 184 amino acids. The record is from RefSeq and is a predicted model, not a curated record.